This is a messenger RNA of Dendronephthya gigantea, 582 nucleotides long. RefSeq lists its product as uncharacterized. NCBI's taxonomy places the organism in Eukaryota, Metazoa, Cnidaria, Anthozoa, Malacalcyonacea, Nephtheidae. Bases 66 to 566 code for a protein of 166 amino acids. The record is from RefSeq and is a predicted model, not a curated record. The transcript is spliced from 3 exons.
CAUUCAGAUGCAACAUUCUUCACGUCAAACAUCAACCAGGAGGAAUUAUCUGCUUUGAUGUAAAGAUGCUUGGAAAUAAAUUGUCACGAAUUUACAUAAUAAUUUCAACCGGGUUACUCACACUUUUAGUGAUAAAAUGGCAAUUACUAAAGACGGUGAAAAUUAAUACUCUUCUUGAAAAACCAAUGUCGUUAUUAUCAAACGAGAAGUAUGAUACAGGGCGAAUGCUGACACAAAAAAUAACGUGUUUUGUGUGCGAAGACAAGGACUACGGAAAAAAAUGGAAAUUUUUAACAGAGGAUGGACAAUGCCAAAAUGAAAUGUUUGAACUUUGUUUCAGGAAUUUAACAAAAUAUCGACGGCGUUCGUUAAAAAUUGCAUCUAUCGUAAGAAGAUGUCAAUUGGACGAUUGUGAAUGUGACAAUCAACCGUCACAUGACUGGUGUGUGACGUCACAUUGUAGUGUAAAGUUCGUGUGUUGUGAAGAACAAUACUUACGAUGUUCAAGGAUAUAUAAUUAUUGGCUUUACACGUAUUUUAGGACUAACACUUUAAAUUACAGUUAAGAUAUAGGUGAAGUUU